Centruroides sculpturatus (bark scorpion) is the source of this 757-nucleotide messenger RNA. RefSeq lists its product as uncharacterized. The record is from RefSeq and is a predicted model, not a curated record. The transcript is spliced from 4 exons. The coding region runs from base 4 to 546 and encodes 180 amino acids. Lineage: Eukaryota; Metazoa; Arthropoda; Arachnida; Scorpiones; Buthidae.
AUUAUGAAGAAAGCGUUUCAAAAAGUAUCAAAUGAUUUAAUUCUACUUAAUACGAACAAUUCAAAUUUAAGUUUAAAAUUAGAAGAGAUAAUGGUGCAACAUGCCGAAUUUUGGAACUUCCUCAAUCAAAUCAACACAAAAUUUAGUUUAUUAUUUGCAAUAUUAUAUUUCACAGUUCUAUUAGAAACCAGUCUCGCAUAUUAUAUAUUUAUCUUCGCCAAAUUAAGCACUAUUAUGAGAUUCGUUACUCUCCUGAUUGUCAUUUUAUUUUCAAUCGUAUGUCUUAUAAUGGGUUACGAAUUUUCAACAUUAACGUCUACGAUGCAGACCUCGUUUCAAGAUAUCCGAAGGUUUUCUGCAUGCGAUUUGUCGCUCGAACAGAAACUGAAAAUUCUAAACUUCAUGAAAAGAUUUGGAAAAGUGUCAUUAUGUAUAUCAAUGAGAGGCUACUUUAAUGUUACGAAAAAGUUUCCAGUUAAGAUGGGCAACGCUCUUCAUUCUAUAUUUUCUGGUCUUUUGAAACUCAGAUCUGCCACUGAAAAUUAACAAAUUUUACAUUAGCGCAAAUGACGUCGAAGUAAAAAACACUUUGUGAAAUUUGAUUUGACAAACUUAAAACGACGAAAGAAUUCUUUCCUCUUACGUAACUCGUCGAUAACCAGAAGCAAAAUAAAAAACAUUUUAAGUACUCAAUAUUUUGAAAAUUUUAUUUUAUUUCUAAUUCACCGUCACUAACAUCCUAUUUCUAUUAUACAAU